This is a messenger RNA of Symbiodinium natans, 891 nucleotides long. NCBI's taxonomy places the organism in Eukaryota, Dinophyceae, Suessiales, Symbiodiniaceae. The record is from the annotation of a GenBank genome assembly.
AUGGCGCUGGCUGACAUUGACAGCAGCGAAGCGCAGGUGCGUGUGAACUCGGAUCCUGAGCGCUCAGGGCUCUGGCUGCUGACGAGCUUCAUCAACCACUCCUGCUGUCCCAAUGUCCAGCGUGUGCUCCUGCACGACCGCAUGGUGGUACGGGCCGCCCGGGAUCUCCAUGCGGGUGAGGAGCUUGUCGACAGCUAUGUGCAGGUCCUCCAGCCCCUGCGGCGUCGCCGCACAGAGCUAGAGCGCUCAUACCGUUUCUGUUGCAACUGCCAUCGCUGCGUCCUGGAGUUGGAGGUCCUGGAUGGCCAGCAGGUGCAGGGGCUUCUCGACCGCUCUGCCGCGGCGGCUGCGAGGCCCUCCUCCAAUGGCGAGCCUGAAUGGCGCCUCAUUGAGGCGGCCGAGGCGCAGGUGGCAGCCGCGUUGGCAGGUGGAGACUACACGUGGGCUGGCACCAAAGGCGGCAUGCAGGAGCUUCUCCUUGCCAGCUUUGCGCCGGCUAUGCGCUCUUUGGCCCUUGCUCUGCAAAAUGGAUUCGCAGCCCAAUCAGCCAGGUCACACGUGGCACUGCGUGUUUGGCAGCGCUUCCGCGAUGUUGUGGCGGCAGUGCUACCAGGUUCCGAGGUCCUCUGUGCCGUGAGCAGCUCCUUGCUCUGCAUGGCUCUCCUCCUCCGGGGAAGCCCCAGCGCUUGCCGACAUGAGCUGGCCCAGGCGCUCUGGGCCUGCCACCAGGCCUAUGGCGGCGGGAUCAAGGUGUGGCAGGUCUGGCACAGGAAGCUGUUCCCACCAGCCGCGUUGCGGGCAGCGGAGGCAGUGUGGCAGGAGGAAGUGUCCAGGUUCACGCUCAGAUCUACGCAGAGUGUGGACACUGUGGACCUUGACACAAUGGACUGA